Messenger RNA from Aspergillus sclerotioniger CBS 115572, 3157 nucleotides. RefSeq lists its product as uncharacterized. Gene Ontology annotation, molecular function: DNA-binding transcription factor activity, RNA polymerase II-specific; zinc ion binding. Lineage: Eukaryota; Fungi; Ascomycota; Eurotiomycetes; Eurotiales; Aspergillaceae. The coding region runs from base 409 to 2853 and encodes 814 amino acids. The record is from RefSeq and is a predicted model, not a curated record. Gene Ontology annotation, biological process: regulation of DNA-templated transcription. The transcript is spliced from 5 exons.
CCUCGGAGGCCGAUCGUCGCCAAAUGGGAGGUGGGGAACCCAAACAGAACCAACCCAGUCGGUCCAAGUCAGUCAGCCACGGCCGCCGAUUUUCUGCUCGCUUCACCAUCUCCGAUCAGCCUUCUUCUCUCCUCUUCUCUCUGAUCUCCUUCGAUCGCUCGCCCAUCACCUUGUCAUCACCAUCAUCAUCAUCACACCUACCACCACCACACCACCACUUCCACCCGACCUGCCCUAUAUCUAGCGACCUUCCUCCCCCCCCGCGAGUUGUCCCCCCCCCACUCCGUGUCUCCACGAAACCAACCAACCCACCGCUCCUCCGGUUCCCAACAGAAUCAGGAACGCGCUAAAGACCUUGCCAGCUUCUUGAGGUCUUCUUACAUCACCAUCCCCUCUCUCGCCCCCUGUAUGGACUGCGGGAGUACUGGAACGGCUGCGGGCAUUGACCCCAAAAUUCUCGAUAACUGGCAAUCGGAUCCAUUCUCUAUAUCUUCUUGGGAACAUCAUACGGAUUACGACCAAUCUCUGGAGUGGGACGCGAGCCCGGACUCGAGCCAGGGCGAUGCGGAUAUCGUGGAUCUGAAUAGUCUCAACGGCCCCCUGUCGCGGGACCCCUCCGCAGUCCCCGUGGUAGGACAGCCGGGGGACUAUCGAGGUAGUGAAAGCAGCAAACAUGCCGCCACCUCGCCCGGAAAGUUCAGCAUCAACGAUGGCCCCAUCGAAGGCACCGUGAGUGGCACCAUCAGCCCGAGGACCUUGCCUUCUUCCGCCGACGAUAACUUCCACCUGGAUGAGUCAUGGCCGCCUUUCCAAUUGUUCAACGCCAUGACGGCGGGCCUCCCCAUGGAGGCCCCCCUCCUUUACCCCUACGCCAAGGAGCCGACCUCCACCAAUACGGUUAUCGUUGAGGAUGCUGGAGACCUGUCGCAGGGCCAAGGCCUGUCCGAUGUUCCCUCGGACCAGUUCCUCUCCUUCCAGAAUCUCCCCCAGGCCUUCCCGUUCUCGCCCGCGGAGCCCUGGACAGCACCGGCUGCCAGCGCGACCGCCGAGCACAUGUCUAACUCCACCCCCGUAUCGCUUUCCAUGGGCCCACAGUCGACGGGCAAGCGUAUCAGCCACAUCCGAGACUACCAGGGGUCGAUUCGGUCCCUGGAUUCUCGCUGGCUCGAUGGCCUCGAGUCCCAACUGCCCUCCAACAUGACGUCCCCUGGAUCCUUGUCUCUCCCCCCGGAUGCGGCUUUCUUCAAGGAGGAGAGACACAACCAAGAGGGCUCGCAGUACAAAUCCGAGAGCUCAUCCGUCUCUGGGGACUUCCCCAGUGUCUACGACCCGUAUUCCACGACCAACGACGAGAUUCCCGCAUUCGCUGAACGCCAAUUGGAAGACGAUGGACUAUGGAAGAGUGCUCAGAAAGACAGCUCACCCCCCGAAACAUCGCAGCCCCUUCAAAAUGCCACUGCUUUCAUGGUCAGCGAAGAUCCGUCGGAGUCUUACUUCGUUCCAGUCUCUUCGCGGCCUAGAGCCUCGUCAUCCGCGCAGAGGGCACCGGCCCGUCCACAAGCUCUCGCAUUGCAAUCGGUGGCUACGGUUAGGAAGCGCAAACAGCGCAAUUCCAGCGUUCACCUGGAUCAGAACCUGCCCAAGCCUCUGCAGAUUGUGCAGGAGGACGGCCAAGGAGGAUCCAUUGCCUCCGCGGAUUUCAUCUCUCCUCCCCGUGGCGCACGCCGCAAGGGGCCCUUGUCUAUGGUCGGUAGGGCGAACGCCGGAUUGCGGAGGAAGAACAAGGAUACGUGUGUUCAGUGUCGACUGAACAAGCGAAAGUGCGAUGGCAACGCCCCGUGUGAUGCUUGCCGCCCUACGCUCCAUGAACAGCCUUGCGCGCGCGCCUGCUUUGCGAACAUUGUCGAGUACGGGACGUGCAAUUAUGUUUCUCAACGAGCCAUCAACCAUCCCACCGUGGAUGGAACUCGACGUGUCCGGAUGGACAUUCCUUUCGAGUUCGACCUCAAUGAUCUGAUCUCGUUCCUCGGCGAGCGGCAAGGUCGAUUCAACAUCCGUGCCAAGCAGUCCUGGGGAUCGCUCUAUGUCCUGGACCUUGGGGAAACCUACAAGUUCCUGCGGGGCCUGAGCGAGUACAAUGGCAACUCAAAGUCCAACUUCCUCGAGUUCAUUGAUCGGCGCAUCGUCGAGUCGAAGGACAAAUCCAAGAACUGGCUCACCUGUGUGAAAGACUGCGAUCCGAUGAACAAUGCCUAUUCUCUGCUUUCGCGAUGGAACAACAUGCCCAGCCGUGCUAGCUACAGCUUUGUACCUCUGCAGUCCGGAGGCCAGGAAAAACCCAUGGACAUCAACAACCCGGAAGACCGACGCGAGAUUCUUCUCGCAGCACAGCUAUCCCGCAUUAUCUGCCGUAUGCUCGAGGUAGAAGGAUUCCGCAAGCUGGAGCGAGACUUCUACAACAUCAAGUGGAAGCAGAUCUCUCAGGAUACUCACAUGCGCUUCCUGAGCGAGCUGGGCCAUAUUCUGUUGACCCUCCGCUGGCGGGUUUCCUGGUGGCGGCGUCUUGGUGACGGCGGUCGCGAACCCGACCCCAGCAAGCAGCACUACGUUGAUCGAGUCGACCUCCUCUGCCGGAUCCUUUACGUCUAUUACACCUGCGUCCUGGCGAAACUGCCUUCGUGGUGCGCGGCCGAUGUCCCGAAAGGCAUCUGGUCCACCUAUGCCGAUGCAGAGAAUCCGGUGUGGGACGACUUCCCUGUUGACCCAACCGACGAUGGAUUCCGGCAAUGGAUCGAUCGCGGCCAGGAGCUGGUCGAGCAGUCCGGUGCGCCGACGUGUGUGGCGAAGAUCUAGGCGCGACCUGGACGAACGAAAAGCGAAAACACCAAAAAGACGGCGGAUUGAAUGAUACUGAAUUUGAGAUACCCUUUGAAGCGACUUUCAUCUCCUAUCUUGCGUUUUAUGAGUGAUGAUCCGUGUUCCUUUCCUGGAUAUAUUUAACCUGUGUAUAUGCUUUUCUCGUACAUAGUGAUUUCGGUUUUAGUUCAGCAUCCCUACUUAGGUAUCAACCUAGAAGGGUAUCGUAUGUUCAUUAAUCAUAUCACCUGUAUAUACCUGAAGCGAAUGAGCCAUUGAAUAACAAAAGAACCCCAAAACC